This is a messenger RNA of Chinchilla lanigera (long-tailed chinchilla), 84 nucleotides long. RefSeq names its product translation initiation factor IF-2-like. The record is from RefSeq and is a predicted model, not a curated record. Lineage: Eukaryota; Metazoa; Chordata; Mammalia; Rodentia; Chinchillidae.
CCCUCGCGGCGCGGCCAGGGGCCCCCGGGACCCGCGGGCGGGCGCGCGCUUCCGUGCGUGACGUCGGCGUCAUGCCCAGACCGU